AUGUCGAACCUACGACGUCCUCCUGGUCCAGUCCGUCAGUUGUCGCUGCAGCAGCCUCCGCGACGUCAACAAGUGCGACGUCAGCGAUCGGCGGAGGAGGACAACAAGCCACUGCAGGUGUUCGCGAAUCCGAUACGAAAUCGGCUUCAGUGUCAAGAUGGAAAGGUGGACCCGGGCCGUCCGAAGGUGCGAGUUGCGUGGGACGACAACAAUCAGGAUUCGGUGGAGAACGAUGUGGCGGUUAUCGCGAGGCAGAUACCGGGGAAGCUGAGACCGCCAACGGCCAGGACGAAGGUCACGACUCGUCCAGCGAUUAGCGAAAAAGCCUCGAUCCUGUACUCGAGACAAGAAUUGGCCGAGAGGUUACGCCUCGCGUGGAAACAGCGCGAGGAGAACAGAGCAAACAUUGAUAUAUUCCUCGCCCAAAACGCCGUCGAGUCAAACUGCGACUCCAGACCAUCGUCCUGCGCCGCUUCGGCACCAUCUUCGGGAAUCAGAAGACGAGAGACGGUCACCGAGCCGCGGACCAACAGGAUAAGUUCCAGAGUGACGCCGAGCAGCGAAACAACGUCUUGCACAUCCGUAACGAUGACGACACCUGGAAAAGCGUACCACCAAGGAGAAAACAUCGCUACAAGUUUGAAACCAUCAUUGAAUGCGAUGCAGGAAUCGGAGAACGGAAUCAUCGCCGUGACAAAGGUACCGACGGACGCUCUAAUGGAGAAACUUGAAAUAUCCACGGAAAGGGCAUCUGAUCAAGGUUUGAUUCGUGUUCAACCCGCUCCUAAUUCAGGCACCAUUGACGCAGUUGCGAUUUUUGAGGACAUCGAAGAGGGCAGGGUCAGUAUUCCAGAUGAUGAUCAAAUAGCACCGAGUCGAGAACCGCUGCAGCAGGAUCGAGACGAGCAUCAGGACAUGGUGGAGGGUGAGUCGAGACCCAAUGGAAACGUGACAGUGGAUGACGUGCCGUCUUCUUCUACUUCAAUUCCAAAAAAGAGGGACCAGGAUGGCGGUGGCGUCAAGGAGUCGUUAGCGACAUCGUCGACGAUGAGCGCGAAGGCUAAGCGAGCAAAUUUUUCAAACAAUUCGCUUCACUCGCAAAGAGUUUCAACGAGCGGAUCAGCAACGGUAACUCCUGGGCAAAGUACAACAGAGCGACGGGAAAGGAUCCAAGUCCCAACUCAGAUUACCAGGGAGCAUAAUUACGGUUCUAGUGGUGUGAUUUCAAUGGUGGAAACGGGUCGAAUGCGGCGAACAAAUUCGGCACCACCGGUCCAGCAUCGUCGACAAUCGUCCGGAGCUCAUAGCGCAGGAGCAGGUGGUCGAACCCAAGUCAGCAUAGUAAUCGACGCGCCGUCAAUCGGGCCGUCGUCGUCUUCGUCGUCGCAGGAAACCAAGCCGGAAUUGGGGGCAGCGAGCGAAGCGCUGGUAAAAGGAUCACCGUCAAUUUCCAAUCGGGCGAUAAAAUCAGCUCCGAUAAUAAAAAGGCGAGCGAAAAGCGGCAAGCGGCGAUCGGGCGGAAGUGGCGGAGGUAGGAUCAGCGACGGUGGCGAAGAAGAGGCCCAGAAUUCGGACGGUAAGUCCCGACGUUCCGGUGGUCGGGGACGGCCCUCGCUCCAGACGAAGGUUCCCGACGUUGUCACAAUGGUGUCCCUCGUCAGUUCGGCCGACAGCGACAGCGACAUCGACCAGAAUUCACCGAGGGACGACAAGCUCAUUCACGAGCUCAGAAACAAGCUGCCAACCACGCCCAUCAUCAAGACCUCAUCGACUGCCGGAUGUACGUCAAUGGCUUCGACGCUUCAGAGGAAACCCAUCAAGUCAGUGUCCUUUCAACAGGAAUCGUUCGACUUUGAAAGGGACGAAAACCCGAAGGAUGAACGGAAAUGGGGAGUGGUCGGAGUAUUCGGACAGCAAAAAUUUCCUGUCGUAUGCCGAAGCGGAGGAAGUGCCCUUCCAACACCGGAAGAAGCGACGAGUUGGAAAUCCGACGACGCUCCGCCGCUCUCGUCGACGACCGCGAGAAACGAGUUUACUGAUCCAGAGGACGCUUUUAUCGCCCCGGUAACCGAUCGGGAGAAAAGAUGCCUGGCUGUUCCGAUCGGGGAUCCGAUUCGCGACAAGAAACGGAGGCUUCUGCGGACGAAAAGUACGCCGCCGCAUCCCUGUGCUGCCGACGAGAGACUUUUGAAUUCUCCGGUUACACCUGCCGCAGAAAAUUCGACUUUGAGAACAGUUAGAGAUCAAGAGGUUGCAAUUGACAAGACGACCGCUUUUUCAGCAGCGAGUAACGAACUUCCGGUGCCUAAGACCGAUGCAAAGAGCGAUAUACUCGGAUUGGACCCGGAACCGGAAACCCCUACGUCUUCCUCUGAGCCGCAAUUUCAAACGAGAAAAGAACGCGAAUGCUGGCAUCUGUACAGAAGGAUGUGCGAUAAAGGGGUCUACGUAUCGUUCGACACUGUUCUCAGAGGAAUGCUGACACCAACAGAAUACCGAUUACGGCAAAAGGAAGCAUCGCCGUCUGAUUGCUGACGUGGCCAGCGUAAGACCAAAGAGUUUUACCCCUAUGGAUUUCACAUGGGAAAAUGGCCAACGAAAACAAAGAGCGCUAUAAAAAUUACCAGACGAAUUCACUGACAGGAAUAAUAAAAAUAAUACACGUACCAACGUAGAUAUACCGACACGUAAGAUUUUCA
This is a messenger RNA of Neodiprion fabricii, 2699 nucleotides long. RefSeq lists its product as uncharacterized. The transcript is spliced from 5 exons. The coding region runs from base 1 to 2535 and encodes 844 amino acids. Lineage: Eukaryota; Metazoa; Arthropoda; Insecta; Hymenoptera; Diprionidae. The record is from RefSeq and is a predicted model, not a curated record.